Tauraco erythrolophus (red-crested turaco) is the source of this 2165-nucleotide messenger RNA. The record is from RefSeq and is a predicted model, not a curated record. NCBI's taxonomy places the organism in Eukaryota, Metazoa, Chordata, Aves, Musophagiformes, Musophagidae.
GUUUGGAGCCCCCCGUUUUGGAGGAAGUAGAGGUGGACCUCUCUCUGGGAAGAAAUUUGGAAACCCUGGGGAAAAACUUACAAAAAAGAAAUGGAAUUUAGAUGAGCUGCCCAAAUUUGAGAAGAACUUCUAUCAAGAACAUCCUGAUGUAGUUAGACGUACUGUGCAAGAAGUUGAACAGUACAGAUCAAGCAAAGAAGUCACAGUUAGGGGCCAUAACUGUCCAAAACCGAUUAUAAACUUCUAUGAAGCUAACUUUCCUGCGAAUGUUAUGGAAGUGAUUCAGAGGCAGAACUUCACUGAACCAACUGCUAUUCAAGCACAAGGUUGGCCUGUUGCAUUGAGUGGAUUGGAUAUGGUUGGAGUGGCACAGACUGGAUCAGGGAAAACACUGUCUUACUUGUUGCCUGCUAUUGUGCAUAUAAAUCAUCAGCCAUUCCUGGAGCGAGGAGAUGGACCUAUUUGUCUUGUGCUGGCACCAACUCGUGAACUGGCUCAACAAGUGCAGCAGGUAGCUGCUGAAUAUAGCAGAGCAUGUCGUUUGAAGUCUACUUGUAUCUAUGGAGGUGCUCCAAAGGGACCACAAAUUCGUGACUUAGAAAGAGGUGUGGAAAUCUGCAUUGCAACACCCGGAAGGCUUAUAGACUUCUUAGAAGCUGGAAAGACUAAUCUCAGGAGGUGUACUUACCUUGUCCUCGAUGAAGCUGACAGGAUGCUUGACAUGGGAUUUGAACCUCAGAUCAGAAAAAUUGUGGAUCAAAUAAGACCUGACAGGCAAACUCUGAUGUGGAGUGCCACGUGGCCAAAGGAAGUAAGGCAGCUGGCUGAAGACUUUUUGAAAGAAUAUGUACACAUCAACAUCGGUGCGUUAGAACUAAGCGCAAACCACAACAUUCUUCAGAUUGUGGAUGUGUGUCACGAUGUAGAGAAAGACGACAAGCUGAUUCGUUUGAUGGAGGAAAUAAUGAGUGAGAAGGAAAAUAAAACAAUUGUUUUUGUGGAAACCAAAAGAAGAUGUGAUGAUCUUACUAGAAAAAUGAGGAGAGAUGGGUGGCCAGCAAUGGGUAUUCAUGGUGAUAAAAGUCAGCAGGAGAGGGACUGGGUUCUAAAUGAAUUCAAACAUGGAAAAGCACCAAUCCUGAUUGCUACAGAUGUUGCAUCCAGAGGUCUAGAUGUGGAAGAUGUGAAAUUUGUCAUCAAUUAUGACUACCCUAACUCCUCAGAGGACUAUAUCCACCGAAUUGGACGAACUGCCCGCAGUACCAAAACAGGCACAGCAUACACAUUCUUUACUCCUAACAAUAUUAAGCAAGUAAAUGACCUCAUCUCUGUGCUUCGUGAGGCUAAUCAAGCCAUCAACCCCAAAUUGCUUCAGUUGAUUGAAGACAGAGGUUCAGGUCGUUCCAGAGGUGAUCGACGUGACAGAUACUCUGCGGGCAAAAGGGGUGGAUUUAGUAGUUUUAGAGAGAGGGAGAACUUUGAGAGAAACUAUGGUGCACUAGGAAAGAGAGACUUUGGAGCAAAAACUCAAAAUGGGGCUUACAGUGCCCAAAGUUUCAGUAAUGGAACUCCAUUUGGAAAUGGCUUUGCAGCUGCAGGCAUGCAAGCUGGCUUCAGGGCUGGUAACCCUGCUGGAGCUUUCCAGAAUGGCUAUGAGCAGCAGUAUGGAAGUAACAUUGCAAAUAUGCACAAUGGCAUGAACCAACAGCAGUAUGCGUAUCCUGCCACUGGUGCUGCUCCUAUGAUAGGUUACCCAAUGCCGACAAGUUAUUCUCAAUAACUUAGUGUAUUUAAAUGUCUCAGUUUUUCAUAAUUGCUCUUUAUAUUGUGUGUUAUCAAAACAGGAUAGUUAUUUAAGAAAUGGGAAAUGCAGAAAUGACUGCAGUGCAGCAGUAAUUAUGGUGCACUUUUCGCUAUUUAAGUUGAAUAUUUCUCUACAUUCCUGAAACAAUUUUUAGUUUUUUGUACUAGAAAAUGCAGACAGUGUUUUCAAAGUAAAUGUACAGUGAUUUGAAAUACAGUAACAGAAGGCAGUGCAUGGCCUUCCAAUAAAGAUAUUUGAAGACCGGAUUUUCUUUCAGAUGGCAAUUUUCUCAACAUGUGCACAACUUUACAUUAAUGGAAUGUCAAAUGUUUUUAUAUUAAAUUCUAGAAAGGUUUCUCAA